Molecule: messenger RNA, 671 nt
Organism: Macadamia integrifolia
Lineage: Eukaryota; Viridiplantae; Streptophyta; Magnoliopsida; Proteales; Proteaceae
Exons: 4
Coding region: 58-549 (163 amino acids)
Source: RefSeq, a predicted model, not a curated record
CUGCCAUGAGUUUCAGAAGAAAAAAAGGACUGAAAUUGAAAGCUGGUUUCUUCUGCAAUGGCAUUCUCAUCCACCCCAGGCCCAAAACACUGGUUCCUUGUUGCAGCUCUCAUCUCCAUUGCUGUCUCAUGCUGCAAAUCAGAGUUUACCCAGGAUGAUCCAGCUCAAAUUGUUGCAAAAGCAUUACUGUGCUUUAAUAAUAAAUAUAUUUAUAGCAGCUGUGAGGAAACUUACAGAUUGAAAGAGAGUGGAAACCUCAAUGUCCCCCCUCAAGAAACUGAUCAAUACUGUAAUGGGCCUUGCCUGGAGGAGACAAACCUUGUGCUUGACUGCAUUGAUGGCAUCUUAAACAACUUUCUGUUUUACAACAAAGCCACAGUUCAAGACAUAAGGACUACACUCAGUGCUGGAUGUGGCUACACCAGUGAAAGAGGGAACUUCAAUGUUGCACAGCACAUGCAAGCUGAUUAUAGCCAUGCAUCUAAAGCCCCCCUGAUAAGCCUGUGUCUGCCUGUGACCAUGAUCACCCUCUUUGCUUUCUUGUUCUAAGUAUAUAUAAUUAACGACUUAACCCCACCCCCACCCCCACCCCCACCCCCACCCCCCAAUAAAAGAAGGGGUCUCCAUAGCUCAUUGCAAGAAAUAUGUACUAAUUGAUGAUUCUAUAGAUA